AUGACGCAAUCGGCGAUUGAAGCAGUGAUUGAAGACCAGCUAAAAAUUCUGGACGAGGGACAAUCAUUUCAGAACGAGUACCGAAGUUCGCUGCAAGGGGAAAAAUUCAAAGAUCCUCACGCUUCUGGAUCAGAUCCAAAAGACUAUCGAAAACGGGCUGGAAAAGGCUGCGAGAAAAUCCACGGAAACAGUAAGGAAUGCAAUCCAAGAAACGGCAAACACAAUGAUGGACAUGGCGAAGUAGAGAGCAGGAGCCCUUCCUCCGAAAACGAACUGGACACACAUGAGAACGACGAGAAAAAGAAUCAGGAGAACGUCGAUUACACGGAAGGAGUACAAGAAAUGAAAGAAGAAGACCAUGACUCAUUCGAAGCUGAUGAGAGGAUUUUGAAAGAAAUCAAGGAAGGAUGA
This is a messenger RNA of Cooperia oncophora, 411 nucleotides long. The record is from the annotation of a GenBank genome assembly. NCBI's taxonomy places the organism in Eukaryota, Metazoa, Nematoda, Chromadorea, Rhabditida, Trichostrongylidae.